This is a messenger RNA of Dreissena polymorpha, 10991 nucleotides long. Its product is annotated as malectin-A-like. Gene Ontology annotation, molecular function: carbohydrate binding. Lineage: Eukaryota; Metazoa; Mollusca; Bivalvia; Myida; Dreissenidae. The transcript is spliced from 4 exons. The coding region runs from base 47 to 898 and encodes 283 amino acids. Gene Ontology annotation, cellular component: membrane. The record is from RefSeq and is a predicted model, not a curated record.
UUCCAGGUUAAGCUUCCCGGCCGGUGUCAACUCACGUUGCAACAGGAUGAUCCUCUUAUCAAUAGUUGCAAACUGUUUUCAAAGUUUGCGUCGGAAUAUGUCCAAUACAAUGCUGUCGAUUAUCAUUUCCAUAUCGUUGUUAUCUAGUUGCAUGGGUAUUGGUGAAGUCAUUUGGGCAGUUAAUUGCGGAGGGGAGGCUCACACCGACAUCAACGGCAUUCGAUACCAGGAAGAUAAACUGCCAGUCGGCAUUUCAUCAGACUAUGGCAAAUCACUAGUAAUUCAGCGUGUUGUACCACAGGAUCAGAUUUUGUAUCAGACUGAGAGAUAUCACGUGAACAGCUUUGGUUAUGAUGUUCCUUUAACUAAAGACGGUGACUAUGUUUUAGUGUUGAAGUUUUCAGAGGUGUGGUUUACUACAGCCAAUCAAAAGGUAUUUGAUGUUGUCCUAAAUGGCGAUCAUAUAGUGGUUCAUGAGCUAGACAUUUUUGGAAAAGUAGGCAAAGGGGUUGCCCACGAUGAAGUAGUGCCUUUUGAGAUCAGCGAUGGCAAAUGCAAGGUCAAUGGUGAAACGUCUGAUAUCCAAGACGGAAUAUUAACGGUGGAGUUUGUUAAGGGAGAGUUAGACAAUCCAAAGAUAAAUGCCAUGUACAUAAUGCGUGGAACCAUCGAAGACGUGCCGAAGUUACCUCCCCUGCAAGGUGCAGACGCCAUGGAGGAAGAGGAGGAGGAGGACGAGGAAGUGCUCAACGAUUCCAAACAGAAACCCUCGCGCCGACCUUCAGGCCCCAAGGUCACUGACCCUUAUUCUACAGAUGAUACCAGCACAAUGCUCUUGCCUGUAAUCAUUGCUGUUGCUGCGUUUAUUCCUUUAUUGUAUUGUUUAUGCAAAUUGUAACACCAGUUUUGUUAGUUGUAUAUUGUAAUUUUUUACACAAACUUCAUUCCAUUAAGAAACAUUGUUUUCCCAGUUUUUAAUGUUUUUAAGUGUGUAGUCUGUUUGGUGUAUUGUUUGGCACAAGACAGUAUGUCUCAGAGUUUUAUUAACAAAAUUACUGAAUGAUACUUUAGGUCAUUAUGGUCAUAAUCAACAGGGAGAAUAAUAUAAUUACAGUUACAGUUACAAUUACAGUUUGAAGGUGAUAAAAGGUUCUAGAUAUGUGGUAAUUAAUAAGUUUUUUAACCAGGUUUUCCGAAGGAAAAAACUGGUUAUUAGAUUGGCGAAUGCGGGCGGGCUGGCUGGCUGGCUGGCUGGCGGGCUGGCUGGCGGGCUGGCGGAACAAGCUUGUCCGGGCCAUAACUAUGUCGUUCAUUGUCAGAUUUUAAAAUCAUUUGGCACAUUUGUUCACCAUCAUUGGACGGUGUGUCGCGCGAAAUAAUUACGUCUAUAUCUCCAAGGUCAAGGUCACACUUUGAGUUCAAAGGUCAAAAAUGGCCAUAAAUGAGCUUGUCCGUGCCAUAACUAUGUCGUUCAUUGUCAGAUUUUAAAAUCAUUUGGCACAUUUGUUCACCAUCAUUGGACGGUGUGUCUCGCGAAAUAAUUACGUCGAUAUCUCCAAGGUCAAGGUCACACUUUGAGUUCAAAGGUAAAAAAUAGCCAUAAAUGAGCUUGUCUGGGCUAUAACUAUGUCAUUCAUUAUGAUAUUUUAAAAUCAUUUGGCACAUUUGUUCACCAUCAUGGGACGGUGUGUCGCACAAAAGAAUCACGUCAAUAUCUCCAAUGUCAAGGUCGCCACGACUAAAAAUAGAUUUAUUUUAAAACAAACUUACAAAGGGUGUUAAUUUUGUUUGUUCAUUUAAAAAGUUCAGUUUGAGUUGUCUCCCUUUAUCAGAUUUUUUUUCACAAUGAAAACCUGGUUUUGUGACAAUUUUGUCCCUUGUUAUUAAUAUUUUUUAUAUAUAUCUUGAGAUGUUGUUAAAGAAAAAUGAACACUUAAAGGUUCCAGACUUGGAAACAAAUCUGCGACCAGUAGAAGUAUUUUAAGGAAUUGAAGACUAUUGUGUAAUAGAUACUAACAUGUAUGAUCUGUAUAAAUGGGUCGUAUGACAUAUGCAGCCAAGAUACCUGUAGAUCAAUCUCAGACUGAGUAAUGCAUAGUCUGGUCAGGAGGUACCCUGUUUGCUUAUGACAUCACAUAAACUUGUAAUAAUAUGUAGAUGACAGGGUAUUGCCUUAACAAGCCUUUGCAAAUGUGCAGGCUGGCCUGUAGCAAUGCUGGCUCUUAUAUGGUACAAGACCCAUUUUUGCAUAACCCAGGUCAAAUAUCAUGUAGCAUUUAUAUAUUCUGCUUCCACAGCGCAGUAUAAUCUUUUUAAAAUGAGAUAUUGUGAAUAUUAUAUUUUUUAUGUUACUGUUAAAGUGAUAUUAUGGGCAUUUUUCACUGUUGAAUUGAGCUGAAAAGAAUUAAUAGGUCAAGAGAAUUAGUUAAAAUGUGGUUACUGACCAAUUAUCUGCAACUCAUCUUCCUACCAGUUGUUUAUAAAAAGUAUAUAUUAUAUUCGAUAUUUUACAUGACUCACCCAGUCCUCUAAACCGAAAUGAUCCGUAAAACAAAAUAGUGUCUUUGUGUCGUUUGAACGAAUCUGCACUAAAACUAGAUUUAGAUUCAAAUCGUAAAUCGAAUCAUUUCUGUCAUCAGUCGUCAAAACGAAAGUACGGUUGAUAUUCAAAUGCAUUAUUUUAAGCUUGGCGUUUUCGGAGAAAACCCGAUGUAUUGUCAUAGCCAGCUCGUCAUCCACGUCGUGCUAAAACCUUAACAUUUUGUUAUGGUUUUGUACAGCUAUUGGCUCUUAAAUCAAAUUGCUUCCACCUACAACUUAGAAACUUCAUAUGUGGAUGCACCUUGAUGAGUUCUACACACAACACCCAUUUUUGGGUCACUAGGUCAAAGGUCAAGGUCAGUCAAUGUGACCUUUAAAAAAAAUCAAUAAAUUCUGACAAGCUUUCAUUUAUUCAAAAACUGCACCCGUAGCCAAGCCUGGCACCCGUUAUGCGGUGAUCUUGUUCUCUUUCCGGGAUAUUGUUUUAGUAUGUUGAUGCUGCAUUAACAAAUAUAAGUGUAUAUGAAGUGAAAACACCAAAAAUAAACAACGGUUGCGAUAGACACCUAUUAAUUGUAAGAUGCCCAUAAUAUCACUUUAAACUUAAUUUUUCUUAUUUUGCUUAUUGAAAAUUUCAUGCAUUUUUGAAAAGUAUUCAGUCAAACUAAAUGAUUUAAGCAAUUAACUUCAUGAAUUUUCUUAACUAACUUAAUCAAUUGUAUAAUGGAUAUUAGUGUAUUUUGAAAUUUGUAAAGAAUGUAAGAUAUUAAAGUUUUGUUCUUAAACUAAAAUUAUAUUCUUGGUUACAAUUUCAGUCUGAAUAUGGAUAUGUCUACACUAGCUGAUCAAAACAGUCUUAGAACUUUUUGUUUUAAAACACAUCUAAUGAUGAAUAAAAAACAAUAGAAUACAAGUUCUUAGUAUUACCUGAAACAAAAACGAUGUUUUACACAAUGGCGAGUAAUGUUAUGCCGUACAGCAGAAAAUCCUCCAUGUUCACAAAACCAAUACUCUGUUUGUAAUCCCCAUUAAUUUGUGCAGAUUCAUUCAUACCACACAGAUGUUUGUUCCAAGAAUUACAAGUAUACAUGUGGGUUGUGGUGUUAACUUCCCUUUUAAUGUAUAUCACUGAAGAAAACUAUCUGAUUUAUGGUACUAUAAAGGUUGUUAAUUAAUUUAAGUUGGCAUUUCUUGGUCUUAUUUGCAUCUUGGUUUAAGAUUACAAGAUUAAAAUGUUGACAUUGAAACUGUAUAUAAUGGUACACAUUUUCAUCCUAUAAAGUUAGGUGUGAUUUGGGCUAAUUAUUUUAUCCAAACAUCUGAACUUGUAAAAUAUCAUCAGCUAUAUUGUCCAAUGGAUUGAAUAUGGCAAUAUACACACACAUUAUGACUGUGCAAGUUAAAAAAAAAUCUUGCAUACUUGAAUAUAUUUUAUGUGAUAUUGCUUGAUUUUUAAUGAAAAAUAAAUUAAAGUUAAAAAGAAGAUUGAUUUGUUAAGGAUAUUUCACACAAAAGCUUGGGGUAUAUGAUUUCCUAAACAGGUAUCAAAAUAGUCACAACAUUUACUGGUCUAGUAUGUCAUGUUGCCCAGGUUGAAACCAUUCUUCUACCUGGGACAAUAUGAGCCGCAUCGUCUAAGGACAUAUCCGAAAAGUGUUGCUAUGCAGAUAUGGCAUCCAUAUAUUCUGAUGAGCAGUUAUUAUGUACGCUAAUGAGGACACAAAACCUUUCAUGACUAUAUAGCAGACAGAAAACUUUCUGACCAGACUGAGCAAAUAUGCACAUUGCCAACAUAAGCACUUAAAAAGGCUAUGGGUUUCUGUUGGUUUUUUAACAAAAAAUACUCAAAAAAAAAAUUCUAUUUCAAAUUGAUUGAAACAUUAAUAAUAUUAUUUUGGUUAAGAAGACAUUACACACAUUUCAAUAAAAAAUAUCUUCUUUCAAACCAUUAUAUAGAUUCCAGUAAGCAUUAAUUGCAACUUAAUUAUUAAAUCUUGUUAUAGUGUUAGCAUAGUGUUGACAAGGAUAUUUAAGUUAGUCUUUUUAUGCCCCCUUUCAAAGAAAAGGGGGUAUAUAGUAUUCGCACUGUCUGUCAGUCUGUCACACUUUUCGUGUCUGCUCUCUAAUUCAAAUAGUUUUCAUCCGAUCUUUACGAAACUUGGUCAGAAGUUGUAUCUAGACAAUAUCUAGGUCAAGAUCGAAUAUGGGUCAUGCCCGGUAAAAAACUAGGACACGGGGUCGAAAAAAACAAAUCCAAGGGAAGUAAUAAGCUUGAAAUGGACAUAAUUAUCUGACCUGCCAAAUGAUAUAUUUUUGUUAAAUAAAUCAAAGCGGCGCAGUAGGCGGCAUUGUGUUUCUGACAAACACAUCGUGGUAAAAGGUCAUCGUCAUCUUUAAAGGUCUAAGGUCAAAAAUACAAAUCCAAGGGAAGUAAUAAGCUUUAAAGGGAGAUAAUUAUUCAAUAUUGAACAUAGCAACUUGAUAUUUGGCAUGCAUGUGUAUCUCAUGGGGCUGCACAUUUUGAGUGGUGAAUCUACAGUCACGGUGAUGACUUUUAAUUAUUUGCUACUAAAAAUAGAGAUUUGUUAAGAGACAAUUAUUUUCAAGGGAAGUAAUUUAUAUAAUUAUAAAUCUCAGAUUAAAUAUUUCCUUACCAAGAAUUUAAGUUCUUUUCACUGUUACUGCACAGAUUUUUUAUUUUUCGAUUUUUUAUAACUCAAAUGAUUGAUUUGUCAAAGUUUUUUUUUUAAAUGAUAUAAUUAUCAAUUCUUUCCUGUACUAAUUUGUGAAUGGUAGGGUUCGUGACAUACCUGUGGACUUAUGUCCAUAGAUACAUGAUGAACUCUGGCUAUGAUCUUUUUGAUAAACCACAGGCAUUGGUUGUCAGUGACUUGGUCAUUUUUUACUUUAUACAGUUUCUACAGACCCCCCCCCCCCCCCCCCCCCCCCCCCCCCGGUUGGAUUGGACAAAAUCCAAGGGAAGUAAUAAGCUUUAAAGGGAGAUAAUUUCUAUACCUGCAAACUGAUCAAUAGAAAUUUUAUUUCAAAUGGGCGCAGUAGGGGUCAUUGUGUUCCUGAUGAACACAUCUCUUGUUUGUUCUAAAGUGAGUGCAUUUGAAAGGCUAAGUUAUACUACGACUAAAAGACAUCAAUGAAUGCAUGAAAGUAAGAUUCUUUUCUGUACUCACUUGAUUAAAUUACAAUCUGUUUCUAAUUUGAGGUACACAUGUAGUGGAAUAUUUAAUCCAUGCCGAAAGCUUAAUGCAUAGCUUUAGGUGGAUAUUCACAUUUGUUUGCAAGGCAUCUACAUGCCUGCAAUAAAGUCAUGCUAUGUUUUGUGGUCUCAUUAACUGACAGGGUAGCCUUUGACCAGUCUGUAUGUGCAGGCUUGUCUAGAGCUAUGCUGGCUGCAUCUGACAUAGGACCCAUUCUUGCACAAUGUGGCUCAAAUAUCAGUAUAUGCCUCAUUUGUAAAUAAAAAGGUUUCUUUAUAGUAUGCUUUCGGUACCGCAUCAUUUAUUUAGAUAUUUUCACCAGUUUAAUAAAAUUAAUAUAACAUUUAGUUUACAUUGCUGUUUUAUGAUAUUUUGUUUUGUAAAUCAAAAAUCAUAUAUAAUAUCAUUGCAAAGCGGAAGUUAACUGGAAAGAUUCGUUUUGUUAAAUAAUGCUUCUUAUACAAGUUGUGUGAAUCCUAGUCAAUUAGAUUUAAUUAAUUCACAUUUUUUAUAUAAAAAAAAUUGCAUUUUCUUCUUUCCUAAAACAUAAUAUAUCCUUUAAGGGUUAAAUAUUUUUAACCGUGUAACCCUAUAGGUAAUAGUUGCUAAUUGGUCUCGAAAAAUGCAUGUCUGUGUUCGAUCAUAGAUAAACUGACCUUUUCUCAAUUUUUGGGUAUGAAACAAAUGAAUGAAAUACAAGGUCAGAAACCCCUUUAAUGGACCUUGUUAAGUAUUGUUUAGGUAUGUAAGUUUUUGUAUUGCAUUAUGGAAUCAUGUAUUAAGUCUGUUUAUUUGUAAAUGUAUAUUCAGUUUAACCAGUGUUAUGUCAGUUUGUUUGCAGUUUGUUUGUAAUGUUCCUAACUUAUCAUGAAACCUGUCUUAGUCAAUUGAUCAUGGCUGGCAGAUGACCCCUAUUGAUUUUCAGGUCACUAGGUCAAGGUCACAGUGACUUGAAACAGUAAAAUGGUUUCCAGAUGAUAACUCCAGAAUGCUUACGCCUAGGAUCAUGAAACUUCAUAGGCACAUUGAUCAUGGCUGGCAGAUGACCCCUAUUGAUUUUCUGGUCACUAGGUCAAAGGUCAAGGUCACAGUGACUCGAAAUAGUAAAAUGGUUUCCGUAUGAUAACUCAAGAAUGCUUAUGCCUAGGAUCAUGAAACUUUAUAGGUACAUUAAUCAUAACCCCUAUUGAUUUUCAGUUCUCUAGGUCAAAGGUCAAGGUCACAGUCACUUGAAACAGUAAAAUGGUUUCCGGAUGAUAACUCACGAAUGCUUAGGGUUAGGAUCAGGAAAGUUCAUGUGACAUUGCUCAUGACAGACAGAUGACCCCUAUUGGUUUUCAGGACUCUAGGUCAAAGUUCAAGGUCACAGUGACCUGAAGCCACUACAACUGACAGCCCAUUUGGGGGACAUGCGUGUUUUACAAACAGCCCUUGUUAUAAUGCUCCCCCAAAAUUUAUUUUGGGGGGAGCAUAUAGUCGCCGCUUUGUGUGUGUUGUGCACAAUUUUUGUCCGGGCUAUUUCUCAGCAAGUAAUGACCGGGAUUCAAUGAAACUUUAUGGGAAGCUUCACUACCAAGAGGAGAUGUGCAUAUUAUCAGCGGUACUGGUUGGAUGAUUUUUCACAGAGUUAUGGCCCUUUGAAAUUUUCUAUAAAAAAAUUAUUGUCCCCCCAACUUAUUUUGCCUCAAGACCUUUCCUUUUAUCUGAAUAUGUAGUGCAAUAUUGUGACAAAAAAACUUCAGGAGCAUUACCGUCUCUGACGGUUUAUUGUUUAUAUAAUUGAUCAAGUGACAAAAAUAAUUUGACAAUCCUUCUAAAUAUUAAUAGAAUCAAAUAUGCAAUUGUUUGCAUGGGCUGUCAAAUAAUUUAGUCAUAUGGAAAUAUGUUACAUAUAAAUGUAUUCAAAAUAAAAUAGGCAAAUCAAAAUUAAACAUUUUCAUCACCAAUUUCAGGUUGUAACAUUUUGCCAUCUGUUGUUUUUUUUAUUAACUUUGAGCAUUAAAAGCAGAUAGUCAUUCUUCACUUGGUUGCUAAAGCAUUUUGUUUGAUUCAUUUCUGAUUGUUUUUAUGAGGUGUUGGUAUAUAGGUAAAAGUUUCUUUUAGUUUUCAAUAUUUAUAUAAAUGUUUGUGUGGAUUUCAGUAGAGUAUCAGUUAGAAUUUAAGAUGGACUCUGCUGAUCUUGGUUUCAUGCAUCUUCGUUAUGUUUCAUCUCAGAUAACCCUUUGCAUGCUGGGAAAUUUGUCGUCUGCUAAAAUGUCGUCUGCUGAAUUUCUAUAAUUAGCAUUUUCUUCGAUUUUUUUAAAGAAUACUAUCAGAAUAGCAAACAGUUUGGAUCCUGAUGAGAGGCCACGUUCUGUGGCGUCUCAUCUGGAUCCAAACUGUUUGCAAAGGCCUUCAAAAUUCGGUUCCAGCACUGAAAGAGAUAAGCAUCUGAGACCUCUCAAGCCUAGGAGAACUUGUUAAAACUUGUUAAACAAUAGUAGAUUGAAAAAUAUCUGCUGAAGAAGUCAUGUCUAAAUUAAUCAGACAACGCGUUCACAAUUGAAUUAUACAAUGUUAUAUAAGCUGAUUAAAUCUGAUUGUGUGUACGUCUUGUUUGCGUUUUUAGAAGAAAAGUCUCGUUUUUACAUUUAGUUUUAACAGCAAGAAUAAACUCACAGCGUUUGAAAUCAAUUUCAACAUAGAGCAUCAUUUGCACACAAUGAUAAGGACAAGAGUGCAGUUAUAUAUGAACCUUUUAUACUAUUUUAUUGCUAUAGUUUCAUAAAAUAAGUGACAUCAGUUAAAAGAAUUUAAACAUAAAAAAACAAAUGGUCUCAAGUAUAAUUUUCAAAUAACCCAAAUAUACAAGAAAAAAUAGAACCAAAUCUGAAAAUAGAGUUGUUUGCAUAGCAAUUUCAGGAUAUGUUUGCAGGUCAUGUUUGAAUUGAAAGAAUUUUCACUUAAUCAAUAAUUGUCCCCUACCGGUGAAACCGGAGGGGACUAAUGGUUUGCGCUCCGUGUGUCAGUCUGUCUGUCAGUCCGUCACACUUUUCUGGAUCCUGCGAUAACUUAAAAAGUUCUUCAUAUUUUUUCAUGAAACUUGAAACAUGGACAGAUGGCAAUAUGGAGAUUAUGCAAGUCAAUUCAUUUUGUUCCUACAUCAAAAAUUGUGGUUGCUAUGGCAACAAAUGUAAAAAACAAUAAAAUCAUUGACAAUGGUGGAGUUUCACCGGUAGGGGACCAUAUUGCUUGGCAAUCUCUUGUUAUCUAUCUAUUUUUAAUGAAAUUUCAUUCAGAUGAUUGCAUUGCAGAAUUCUUUUAGUUAAUUGUUAUGUGUUUGUCAUGUUAUAUGAUGUAAGAUGAUUAGUGUCUUUUGUAUAUGGAAUGUAGUUGCACAUUGCAUUAGCUUAACAGAUUUGUUUAAUUUUACUAUUAUUAUUUAAGAAAUAAUACUUGAUUGUCCUAGUUUGUUGUCAACUUACCCACGACCAGAAGUUGAGAUGCCUAAGAGUGCAAAGAGUGCGAAUCAAGAUUCCACACAUCUUAACUUCAGGCCGUGGAUAAGUGUACAACAAACUGUCAUAUAAACUUAUUCUAACAUAGCUUUUGACUUAAGCAUUAUCCUCAUUUGAAUCUUGGAUGCUAUGUACUAUUUUUUUAGGAAGUACUGCCCAUAAAUGUUGCAAUGGCUUUUUUUUCUAUUAUUUGCAUACCCUCAGUUUUUAUGCUCCCCCAACAUUUUUGGGUGGAGCAUAUAGUCGCGGCUUCGUCUGUCUGUGUGUCCGUCCGUCCGUGCACAAUUUUCGUGCAGCUAUUUCUCAGCAAUUAAUGACCGGAAUUCAAUGAAACUUUAUGGGAAGCUUCACUACCAACAGGAGAUGUGCAUAUUAUCAGCCGGUUAUGGUCAGAUGAUUUUUCACAGAGUUUAUUGAAAUUUUCUAUAAACUGUACAUAUAGUGCAAUUCUUGUCCGCCCGACUACUGACUGGAAUUCAAUGAAGCCAAUGGGAAGCUUAACUACCUUGAGGAGAUGCGCAUGUUAUUUGUGGGUUCUGGUAAGAUGAUUUAUUUUGAGAGUUAUGGCCCUUUGAAAUUUUGAAGUUGCUAAACCAUCCAUCGUAUUAUUAUUUUGUCCAAAGUUAUGCCCCUCAAGACGUUUCCUUUUAUCUGAAUAUAUAGUGCAAUACUGUGGCCAAAAAAACUUUGGGGAGCAUCAUCCGUCUCCAAAGGUUUCUUGUAUUAUUAAGCCCCAUUUAUUGUGGAAAGCAUAAUUUGAAUGGAAAUUAAUUACCUUAGUUGUAAGCUUGAACUGAAAUAAUUUCAACAAAAGCUAAUGCUUUAAGUAAACAUUUGACUGUUGCACAAGUAACAAAAACAAACAACUCUAACUUUCAAAACUGUGCAACGUUGAGUUUAUCACAACACACUGUGCGUUGUUACAGGGUGUUCAUAGCUUGAAUUAUUGAAUUUUUAAGGCCUUUGGAAACUAGGUUAAAUUUACGCAGUCGUUUAUCUGCAUGACUUUUUCGAUAAAAAUACAAAUAUCACACUUUGUUAAAUGUAUCGGCUCAAUUGUUUGUUGAAACAUGUUCUCGGAAUGUAUUAAUGCCACUAAUAAUUAUAAAGGUUAUUGCAGAUUGUAUUUUCGGCUUUGUGUACACAUGCUGUGUUAGAAUAUAUGAUUUUACAUGAACGCUUGUUAAGUAGAUUACUGUAUGAUUCAUUCUUUUGACCGUACGUGUAAAUGUUAUACUUGAAACAAUGUAAAGUGUUUGAAAGAAAAAAAUGCUUAACGGGCAUAGCUUUUCUGCUUCAUUUGCUACAAAAUUUAUAAAACACAUGGUUUUUAAUUAUUAUUUUAAAUAAUUGUUCCUACAUAAUUUUCUUUUAUCAUGGAAAUAAGUUUGUUUAUGGAAUGUGUAUGGUUAUUGGAUCGUUAUUGAAUCAUAUUGUAAAGUUCAUUAAAGUUCAUUUUUCCAAUUCGAGUUUAACAAUAAAUGUUUGACUUAAAUAAGAAGGUUGUUUAUCUUGUUACAGUAAAUUUGAAUAUGUAAAAGUAAUUGAGAUGAGAUGGUGAAACAAGAUGACAUGCAUUCUUACAAAGUAAUGACAGUUUAUGGAACAUUUUUUCAUUUGUCACUUAAAAACAAAGUAAAUCUUUUGUCAUGCUCUUACAUAAAUAAAGUUCUAUGCGAUGCCUAUCAUAACCCUUGGUACAUAGUAAAAGGGGGCUAAAGUAGAAUGCCCAAAGGUA